Molecule: messenger RNA, 925 nt
Organism: Rotaria sp. Silwood1
Lineage: Eukaryota; Metazoa; Rotifera; Eurotatoria; Philodinida; Philodinidae
Source: the annotation of a GenBank genome assembly
GAAUCUGCUAUAGAAAGCAUUAGUCAUCGGUCUUUGACAUCUGACUAUAUGAUCCUUCUUUCCAGUCGACGGAACAAAUAGAAUUCUUUCUUUUCAUUGAUUGUAAUGAGCAUUUUCUUGUAGAUUAUUUCCUACUAUAUAUUGUUGAUCUCGUGUUCUUUGACGUCCAUAUUCAUGGUCGAUGUUAAAAUGGAGGUUAUCAUCGGUUGGUAUUGCAUGUCAUCUAUGAUCUAUUCGAUCACAUUCAUCAUUGUCCAAACUUCCUAUUCAAUUCAGUUUCGUACCACCAAAAUUACCGGUGGAAUUGGAACAAUAUGGUCAUCUACUUAUUGAAUAUGUUUCAUCUAUGUGCAUGGCAUUCAAUAUUCAAGCUAUGCCAUACAUCACCACACUUGAUAGUUAUCAUCGUAUGGAUAAUUCAGAGAUGCAACGUGAAUUUCUUACUAUCGAUGCUGAUCGACAACGACAAAUAACUUAUUUAACCAGUGAACUUUUGAAGGCUACUCAUCGAUUUAAUCUACGAGGUGCAAUUGAAUUUAUUUGUGAACGAAUAAAAUCCCUAUCAUCAUCGUCUACUUCACAUUCAUCUCCGAUUUCUACAAACGUCAUAGACAAGCCGAUGCACAUGUUAUUAAAUGAUCAUGAAUUUUAUCAUGAACUUUCACAAGCAGCACUUUUGAAUCAGAUUGUCUUCAAUGAUAUUCAACGUUCGAUGAUGGGAUUAUAUCAUUCAUUAAGUACAUACUUUCAUUCUCAACAGACAUCCGAAAAUAUUGUAAUUGAUGCUCGCUUACUUGUUCCCUCUGAACAAUUCGUGAUUGGUGUAUUAUUUAAACGAUUUAAUAUUCCAUCGAUAUAUAUUGAUAAGGAGGGUAAUAUGGCUAUGUUUCCGUAUAAUCUGAAAGAUACAUCAUAUGGCCAGUAA